CCCCGGCUCUUGUGCAGAGUGUAUGUAUAUAUAUACAGCGCGGCCGCACUGCGCUCUCUAUCACUGGCCGGCACGGAGCCGCUAUCUGCCCGCUUUGCUCUCCCCCACCUUUGGCUGUCGGUGUCGCUCGCUUAUUCUCUUAGCUUUUUAGACCGGGAAAUGCACCAGUAACCGGCUGCUUCUAUUCCGCUAUUCAUUGACCACCUGCCUCCAAAGAUGACACGGGGGCCCCUCACUGGGCUUCUGCUCACACUGUGCGUUACCGCUGCGGUACAGGCUGCGCCAUCUGAGAGGGUCAAGAGCCGCAGACAGGUAAAGCAGGGGCAGACACCUCUACAACCCGUUGUAGCUGCGGACUCCACUCAAAGGGGCUGUUAUGACAAUGGACAGUAUUAUAAUAUUGGACAGCAAUGGGAACGGACUUACUUGGGCAACACUCUGGUGUGCACCUGUUAUGGUGGUGGAAGAGGCUUCAAUUGUGAGAGCAAACCAGAAGCUGAAGAAACUUGCUUUGACAAAUACACUAGUGGAACCUACCGUGUUGGGCAGACCUAUGAGCGACCUAAAGACAGCAUGAUCUGGGACUGUACCUGUAUCGGAGCUGGAAGAGGGAGGAUCAGCUGCACCAUUGCAAAUCGCUGUCAUGAGGGUGGACAGUCCUACAAGAUUGGAGACACCUGGCGCAGACCCCAUGAAACUGGAGGCUAUAUGUUAGAGUGCGUAUGUCUUGGUAAUGGCAAAGGAGAAUGGACCUGUAAACCUAUAGCUGAGCGAUGUUAUGAUAAUGCCGCGGGUACAUCCUAUGUGGUUGGACAAACCUGGGAGAAACCAUAUCAGGGAUGGAUGAUGGUGGACUGCACAUGUUUGGGAGAAGGCAGUGGUCGUAUUACCUGUAGCUCUAGAAACAGAUGUAAUGACCAGGACACCAGAACCUCCUACAGGAUUGGAGAUACUUGGACCAAGACUGAUGCCAGAGGGAAUCUUCUGCAGUGUAUCUGUACUGGCAACGGUCGUGGGGAAUGGAAGUGUGAGAGACAUUCUUCUUUGCAAACCUCUGGUGUUGUGGUCGAUGCUUCAGUAAAAGCUCUCACACCUAUGCCAAGUGAUCUUGAACACUGUGUAACGGACAGUGGAGUUCUGUAUACUGUGGGCAUGAAAUGGCUCAAAACACAGGGCAGUCAGCAACAGAUGUGCACUUGCCUGGGCAAUGGAGUCAGCUGUGAGGAAAGUGUUGCCGUUGGAACAUAUGGCGGUAAUUCUAACAGUGAGCCUUGUGCUAUUCCAUUUAUACAUGAUGGAAGGACCUACUAUUCAUGUACAACAGAUGGCCGUCAAGAUGGAAAGCUCUGGUGUGCAACUACAUCUAACUAUGAUGAGGACAAGAAAUAUUCCUUCUGCACAGAACAACGUGUCCUGGUUCAGACAAGAGGAGGUAAUUCAAAUGGGGCCCUGUGUAACUUCCCUUUCCUGUACAACAACCGCAAUUACACAGACUGUACCUCAGAGGGCCGUCGCGACAACAUGAAGUGGUGUGGAACUACUCACAACUAUGAUGUAGACCAGAAGUUUGGUUUCUGUCCCAUGGCAGCUCAUGAAGAGAUCUGUACCACAAAUGAAGGUGUCAUGUAUCGUGUUGGGGAUCAGUGGGAUAAAGUGCAUGACCUAGGUCAUAUGAUGCGGUGUACAUGUGUUGGCAAUGGCCGUGGGGAGUGGAACUGCAUUGCAUAUUCCCAGCUUAAAGACCAGUGUAUUGUGGAUGGUAUUACCUAUGAUGUUAAUCAGUCUUUCAACAAAUUUCAUGAAGAAGGACACUUGAUGAACUGCACAUGCUUUGGUCAGGGACGAGGCAGAUGGAAGUGCGAUGCUGUUGACCAAUGCCAAGAGACUGAAACACGAAAAUUCUACCAGAUCGGGGACUCUUGGGAGAAGAAUGUUAAUAGUGUCAGCUACCAGUGCUAUUGCUAUGGUAACGGAAUUGGUGAAUGGCAUUGCCAACCUCGUUCCUACCCAGCUGGAACUGGACCUGUGCAGGUGAUAAUAACAGAGAGCGCCAACCAUCCCAACUCACAUCCUAUUCAAUGGACUGCUCCUCAACAAUCUCACAUCAAGCAAUACAUUUUGCGCUGGAAGCCUAAAAACAAACAAGGUAACUGGAAGCAAGUUAACAUUCCAGGACACCUUAAUUCUUACACAAUCUCUGGCUUGAAACCCGGAUUGGUGUACGAGGGACAGCUUGUCAGUGUUCUGCAGUAUGGACAGAAGGAGGUUACCAGAUUUGACUUUACUACCACCUCCACCACAUUUGGAAGUCCAACCGAAAGUGGUGUUACCGACCGUCUUCCACCACUUGUGGCCACUUCAGAGUCUGUGACGGAGAUCACCUCUAGCAGCUUUGUGAUAUCUUGGGUCUCUGCCUCAGAUACAAUUUCUGGUUUCCGUGUUGAAUAUGAACUUAGUGAGGAGGGAGAUGAGAAGAGAGAUGACAAGCGUUAUUUGGAUCUCCCCAAAACUGCUACAUCAGUCAACAUCCCUGACCUACUGCCUGGCCGCAAAUACAACAUCAAUGUGUAUGAGAUCACCCAGGAAGGAGAGCAGAGCCUAAUCUUGUCCACAUCUCAGACAACUGCCCCUGACAGUCCUCCAGAAUAUAGCAUUGAACAUAUUGAUGAUACUUCUAUUGAAAUUAGCUGGACCAAACCUCAAGCUCCUAUCACAGGGUACAGAAUUGUCUACACUCCUACUCUAGAAGGUGCUAGCACAGAACUUAUCCUGCCAGAAACUGCAACCUCAGUGACUCUCACUGACCUGUAUCCUGGAGUUGAAUACAACAUUACGAUUUAUGCUGUAGAGGACAGUCAAGAGAGUACCCCUAUUGUUAUCCAGAAGGAAACCACGGGGACCCCACAAACUGUUAUUGUUCCACCACCUACUGAACUGCAGUUGCUUGAAGCAUCUGAUGUAAAGAUCAUCAUCUCAUGGAAUGCCUCACCAAGUGAGAUCUCUGGGUACCGUGUUGUGGUAACACCAGCCAGUUCUCCAAAUCGGGAACCUCAGACCCUUCCCGUGAGCAGAAGCACCUUUGCAGAGGUUGUUAAUCUGCAACCUGGAACCAACUACAGAUUUGAAGUAUACGCAGUCAGCCGUGGACAAGACAGCCAGCCACUUGUGGGAGAGUUUCCAACAAAAAUGGAUUCCCCAAGCGAUCUAAGGUUUGAUGACUUGACAGAAUCUUCAGUCCUUCUUGUUUGGACCGCCCCUCGUGCUCAGAUCGGACGUUACAUUCUUUCAGUGGGUCAAACUCGCGGAGGGCAACCUAGCCAGUUUCAAGUCAGUCCUCCUACAACAAGUUACAAAUUGAAGAACCUCCAGCCCGGGACGGAGUACACAGUCUCUCUGGUUGCUCUGAAGGGAAACCAGCAAAGUAACCCAACUACAGGAAUAUUCUCAACCUUGGAACCUGUCGGCUCAAUUCCUCCAUAUAGCACAGACGUUACAGAGACCACCAUAGUCAUUACUUGGACCCCUGUACCCAGGAUUGGAUUUAAGUUGGAUGUGCGCCCAAGCCAAGGCGGUGAAGCCCCCAGAGAAGUUAUCUCGGAGUCUGGCAGCAUUGUAAUCUCUGGUCUUACCCCAGGAGUUGAGUACACCUACAGCAUUUCUGUAUUAAAGGAUGGUGAAGAGAGUGAAUCUCCUAUUACAAAGACCGUUGUCACACCACUUUCUCCUCCAACAAAUCUGCGGUUCCAACCAAGUCCUGAUUCUGUUACUUUGACAAUCUACUGGGACAGAAGUACAUCUCCAGGUGUUACUGGGUACAGGAUAACCUCAGCUCCCACUGAUAGGCAGCUUGGAUACCCCACCGAGGAGGAUGUUGAUGCAAGGCAGACUUCAUUCACUUUUGAGACCCUCAGCCCUGGAGUGGAAUAUAAUAUCAGUGUCUAUGCAGUUAAGGGAGAUGAGGAGAGUAUUCCCCUAUCCAAAAUAAUAACUCAAGAAAUUCCCCAGCUCACUGAUCUAAAGUUUGUCGACGUAACUGACACAAGCAUUGAUCUGAGGUGGACACCCAUUAACGCCUCCACCAUUAUUGGCUACCGAAUCACGGUGGUUGCUGCUGGAGAGUCUGUCCCCAUCUACGAAGAAUUUGUGCACCCCUCAGAGGGGUAUUACAAGGUCUCAGGAUUGGAGCCCGGAAUUGACUAUGAAAUCAGCGUGAUAACACUCAUUAAUGGCGGAGAGAGUGCCCCGACCACAAUCGUGCAACAAACCGCUGUUCCACCCCCAACGCAUUUGCGCUUCACCAACACUGGCCCUGACUCAAUGCGGGUCACUUGGGCUCCCCCAACAUCCAUCGAACUUUCCAGUUUCCUUGUGCGCUUCUUUCCAGUGAAGAAACCAGAUGAUGUCACUGAGCUUACAAUUUCUCCAUCUGACAACAUGGUUGUCCUUACAAAUCUGUUGCCAUUCACAGAGUAUCGAGUCAACGUUCACUCUGUUUAUGAGGAAAGGGAGAGCUCUGAACUUACUGGAGUGCACAGAACAACCUUGGAUUCCCCAACUGGAAUGGACUUUUCUGAAAUCACCACAAACUCCUUCACUGUGCACUGGAUUGCUCCUCGUGCAACCAUCACCGGAUAUAGAGUGCGGUACCAGUUGGAGAGUGGAGCUGGACGUCCAAGGGAGGAAAGAAUUCCACCAUCCCGCAACUCUAUCACCCUUACUAACCUCAUUCCUGGCUCUGAAUAUCUUGUGAGCAUCAUUGCUGUCGCUGCUUCUCAGGAGAGCUUACCUCUUGUAGGACAGCAAGCUACUGUAUCUGAUAUUCCAACGGAUCUACAGGUAACAUCUGCCAACCCCAACUCUAUCACCAUUGCCUGGGAUGCACCUGCAGUCAAUGUGCGGUACUACAGAAUUACUACUUCUCAGACUGGAUCUCAUGGCCCAGUUGACGAGUUCACCGUUCCUGGAAUUUCCAACAGUGCAACGGUUAAUAACCUAAAGCCAGGCGUGAGCUACACCAUUACUGUCUAUGCUGUCACUGGUCGUGGAGAUAGUCCUGCCACCAGCAAACCUGUUACAAUUACAUAUGCCACAGGAGUGGACCAGCCCACAGAGAUGAAGGUCACUGACGUCCAAGAUGAAAGCAUUCAUGUACGAUGGACACCUUCUCCAGGCCCUGUCACUGGAUAUAGGGUGACUAGUGUCCCCAAGAGUGGUCAGGGUGAGACUAUUACACAAACUGUACCUGCAGAUCAAACAGAGAUGACCAUUGUGGGGCUUCAACCAACUGUUGAGUAUGUCGUCAGUGUGUAUGCCCAGGGAAUAAGUGGAGAAAGCAAACCCAUUGUUGAAACAGCCGUUACCAACGUUGACCGACCCAAGGGACUGCUAUUCCCAGAAGUAGGAGUUGAUUCAAUUAGACUGACUUGGGAAAUCCCAGAGGGGCAGGUUACUGGUUACCGGGUGACCUACUCAAGCCCUGAGGAUGGAAUCAGAGAGUUGUUUCCUGCACCUGAGUCUAAUGAUGAGACUGCAGAAUUGCACGGUCUCAGGCCUGGCACAGAGUACACUGUGAGCAUCGUAGCAUUGCACGAUGACAUGGAAAGCAAGCCCCUCAUUGGAGUCCAGAGUACAGCAAUUCCUGCUCCAACAAAUCUUCAGUUCUCUCAAGUCUCACCAACUGGCCUUACAUUAAGCUGGUAUGCACCUAAUGUCCAACUAACUGGGUACCGUGUGCGUGUGAACCCUAAGGAGAAAACUGGGCCCAUGAAAGAGAUUGAUUUACCAGCUAGUACAACAGUCACCUCCAUUACUGGACUCAUGGUUGCUACCAAAUAUGAAGUCAAUGUAUAUGCUGUCAAGGAUGGACUUAUGAGUCAGCCACUACAAGGCACAAUUUCUACCCUUGAAAAUGUCAGUCCACCUCGACGUCCACGUGUUACAGAUAUUACAGAAACUACAGUAACCCUUACCUGGCGCACUAAGACAGAAACAAUCACUGGCUUCCUGAUUGAAGCAGUACCUUCUGGAGGUCAGACUCCUAUUCAGAGAGUGAUAAAACCUGAUGUUAGAACCUACACAAUCACAGGACUACAGCCUGGAACAGACUACAAGAUCUACCUGUACACCAUAAAUGACAAUGCCCGUAGUUCCCCUGUCACUGUAGAUGUAUCAACAGCGGUGGAUAGCCCUUCAAAUCUGCGCUUCUUGACCAGCACACCCAACUCCCUCUUAUUCUCCUGGCAACCUCCUCGUUCCCGUAUUACUGGAUACAUCAUUAAGUACGAGAGAGUUGGUGGAGUGCCUAAGGAACAUCUGCCUCGACUUCCAGCAGGAACCACUGAGGCCACCAUCACUAACUUGGAACCUGAUGUAGAAUACAUUAUUUAUGUAUUUGCUGUAAGGAAUAACCAGAAGAGUGAGCCUCUUACUGGCCGGAAGAAGACAGAUGAGCUCCCUGUACUGGUAACACUUCCUCAUCCGGGCAAAGGCCCUGAAAUCCUCGAUGUACCCUCCGAAACAGAGAGAACUCCUUUUGUUGGACAGACAACGUUUGACAAUGGUAACGGUAUCCAACUUCCAGGCUCUGUAGGACCAUCCAGUCCAGCCCAUGUAGGAAAGGUCAUUGAGGAACAUGGCUUUAGAAGUCCCGGUGUGCCCACCACAGUUUCCCCUGUGAGACCAGGGCAGUUUACGCCAGACGGGUACCCAGAGGUGGUUGAAAGAUACCCUCAUAUCAGAGGAGAUUUCGAUGGGCCUUAUCCUCAUGGCUACGGACCUCAGAUCAAUGAUACGGGUGUACAGGAGGUGGCAUCACACACCACAAUUUCAUGGAGACCUUUACUGGAGACCACUGAAUACGUCAUUUCUUGUCAUCCUGUGGGUGAAGAUGAACCUCCUAUUGAGUUUAGAGUUCCUGGAACAUCUACGAGUGCCAGACUAAAUGGUCUUGCCCGAGGAGCAACUUACAAUAUAAUUGUGGAGGCCCUUAAAGGAUUAGAUCGCCACAAAGUCUUGGAGGAACUGGUGACUGUCAGUAAUACUGAUGUCCCUGAUGGCGCCCUGCAACCUGUUGAGGAUACCUGUUAUGAUACAUUCAACAGCGCACAUUACGCGGUCGGGCAGGAGUGGGAACGUAUGUCAGAGUCUGGGUUUAAACUUUGGUGCAAGUGUCUGGGUUAUGGAAGUGGACACUUCAAGUGUGACUCUUCAAAAUGGUGCCAUGACAAUGGGGUCAACCACAGGAUCGGUGAGAAAUGGGACCGUCGCGGAGAAAAUGGACAGAUGAUGAGCUGCACUUGUCUUGGAAAUGGGAAGGGGGAGUUCAAGUGUGAGCCUCAUGAAGCUACUUGCUAUGAUGAUGGGAAAAUGUAUAACGUUGGUGAGCAAUGGCAAAAGGAAUACCUUGGAGCAAUCUGCUCGUGUACAUGCUAUGGAGGACAACAGGGGUGGCGCUGUGAUAACUGCAGAAGACCAGGAGCAGCCGUUUCCCCUGACACCACAGGACACACUGUUUCCCAGUACACACAAAGAUAUCAGCAGAACUUUAAUGUGAAAUGUCCCGUUGAGUGCUACCUUCCACCAGAUCUUCAAGCAGACACACAACAUUCUGAACAGACCAAGAACUAAGUCUUAUUACAAGAGCAAUAAGUGUAUUCUAGCUGUCCUGGUGGAGCAGCAAAGUGGGGUGGAGGAAGAUGUGGACACCUCCUCUGACUGGCAGACAACAUAAGGCUUCAAAGUUCAUCUGGAGUACUUCCAUGCCAUUCAGUAUUCAAUGAUUGUAAUUUUGUUUUUAUUUUGCUUACAUUGAUCUGGGAAACAAAAAGGGAAAUGACUAUUUUUAAUAUUGGGCAGCGUUGUCAUUUUGAUCCUUCUAGGAAAAUACAGUGUGAAGAGGGCCUUUUUUGGCCCACAUAACCCUGCAGUGUAUUGCUUUUGUUAAUAGGCUACAGGAUAGGUUGAUGUUACUAGGUAAAUUAAGAAGGCCGCAAGCGAAAGGGACCAAUUUAGCUUUUUUUAAUAUUACCAAUGCAGCGCCAACUGGCUGCUUCUUACACUGAUGUCUUUUACCGUAUGCACAAUUUUAAUUCCUUUCUCCGCACAAUCCUUACUAAUACCUGACCUUCCUUCAGUGUUAUUUAUCAAUGUCUGCUGCAUCUUCAGAGGAUUCCUUCUACUUAACUAUAGAAAGUAAUUCUGAAAACUAGGAAGUAAUGGCAAUUGAAUCUGAUGUAAUUAUGGUUGGUGAUUUUUAUUUUUUUUAUACUGUAUGUGCCAAAGCUUUUACUACUGUGGAAAGAUAACUCUUCUUUUAAUAAAAUGAUCUUAAAAAUGUUGAAACAGUGUUUUUA
Molecule: messenger RNA, 8351 nt
Organism: Hyla sarda
Lineage: Eukaryota; Metazoa; Chordata; Amphibia; Anura; Hylidae
Gene: FN1
Product: fibronectin 1
Exons: 46
Coding region: 217-7626 (2469 amino acids)
Biological process (GO): cell-substrate junction assembly; heart development; nervous system development
Cellular component (GO): extracellular region
Molecular function (GO): proteoglycan binding; integrin binding
Source: RefSeq, a predicted model, not a curated record